Molecule: messenger RNA, 1201 nt
Organism: Ruditapes philippinarum (Manila clam)
Lineage: Eukaryota; Metazoa; Mollusca; Bivalvia; Venerida; Veneridae
Product: ankyrin repeat and KH domain-containing protein 1-like
Exons: 8
Molecular function (GO): protein binding
Source: RefSeq, a predicted model, not a curated record
CGGAAAGUUCACUAACUUUUCGGGUUAAAAACCAGUCCAAAUAUGGCCACUAAUGGAAGAAGAAAUGCAAGAGAUAAUUCCCGAGCUGGUUUCGAGAAGCGAGAGAAAAGACGUCAAAUACGAGCUUUACAAGAAGCUAUUGACAGGCAUUCGACUGAGGAUGUACAGGAAAUAGUUCAGGAUGAGUUUGAUGUUGACUUCCAAUACCGCAGUCAGACAGCCUUACAGCUUGCAGUCAAGGAGGGAUGUUAUGAUAUUUGUAAGAUAUUGAUACAGAAAGGAGCUAAUGUAAAUAUGGCUGAUGCUGAACAGAACAAUCUAUUAAAUAUGGCUGCAUGGAGAGGACAUUUAGAAAUAGCAGAACUACUGAUUGAAAAUGGUGCUGAUAUAGAUGAUCAAAACAUUAAUGGAUAUACCGCAAUACACACUUGUGCUUCACAAGGUCAAACAGAUGUUCUACAGCUUUUGAUAUCAUCAAAUGCAGAUUUAGAUUUAAAUAACAGAAAUAGCCAGACAGCUUUACAUGUGGCCGUGAGAGAGAGAAAUUCAGAAAUAGUUCAGUUACUUUUACUAGGAGGAUGUAAGAUGGACAAGAUAGAUGAUAAGAGAAAGACGCCACUCAUGUAUGCUGCCGAGUUUGGCUUUAAUGAUGUUGUGCAAAUUCUUAUAAAUGGAGGUGCUAGUAUUAAUGUUCAGGACAAGAUAGGAAGUACAGCAUUGUUCCUAGCAGUACAGAAUGGACAUCUUAAUGUUGUACAAACAUUGGCUAAAGCAGGAGCCAAUGUUAACCUUCCAGUAACUAAAGGUGCAACACCACUCUUAGAGAGUAUAAGCCAGGAUCAUACAGAUAUUGCUGUUUAUCUGAUUGAUGUUAAAUGUGAUGUCAACCAAACUGACAGACUUCAUCAAGCUCCCAUACACUCUGCUGUUGCUAAAGUGUCACAGUUUUUCCAAGAGGAGUCGGCACAAGCUAUUUUUCUUGUAAAGAAACUGGUGGAGGCUGGUUGUGACCUGAAUGUAGCAAACGCUGAAGGAGCGAGACCACUGUAUCAGUGUGCAUGUGGGGGAAGUUUUGAAAUGGUGCAGUAUCUGUUAAGUAAAGGAGUUGACUUGACAGUAAAAACAAAAACAGGGGACACAAUUCUGCAUGGAGGUGUACAUAGUAACAAACCUGAGAUAGUGAAAGCUCUGAUAGAGGCUG